AUGGAGGACCGCCGGUUGCCGGACAUGAAACAAAGACUCGAUAUUGCUAUUGUCGGCGCAGGUAUCUCUGGUAUCAAUGCUGCAUAUCGGAUUCAAAGCGCAUUUCCAGACUACAGCUAUGCUGUUCUUGAAUCUCGUGACAGCAUCGGUGGAACGUGGGAUCUCUUCAAGUACCCAGGAAUCCGCUCUGACUCGGACCUCUUCACUUUCGGAUUUCAAUGGCAUCCGUGGAACCAGCAGAACCCCAUUGCAGAAGGUCCGGCCAUCAAGAAGUACCUACAUGAUGCCGUUGCACAACACAGCAUCGAUAAGCACAUUCUCCUGAAGCACCACCUAAAAACUGCCUCCUGGUCAUCUGUGGAUCAACGGUGGACGCUCCAAAUCGACAACAAUGGAUCCUCCAAAAUAUACUCUGCCCGUUUCGUUAUCUUCGGAACAGGAUAUUACGACUAUCGCGAACCUCUCCGUGUCCAGAUUCCAGAUCUUCAAACUUUCAAAGGUCCAGUAAUCCAUCCGCAAUUCUGGCCUGAAGAUAUGGAUUAUACCGACAAGAGAGUCACCGUGAUCGGCAGUGGUGCCACAGCCGUUACUCUUGUGCCCAAAUUGGCCGAAAGGGCGGCACAUACGACUAUGCUUCAACGCAGUCCCACUUAUAUCAUGUCCGUUCCCAACGCAAAAUCCGGAUCGUUGCUCAGCCGUUUAAUUCCAAGCCGGGUUGCCAGCAAGCUCAUACGAAUUAAUUGGAUUAUUACGCCGCGCCUCUUCUUUCUUUUUUGCCGACGGUUUCCAAAUGCAGCGCGUUGGAUCAUCCGGAAGGAAACCAUUUCGCAGCUGCCUAGUCAUAUCCCGUUUGAUCCGCACUUCAACCCUCGGUAUAACCCCUGGGAUCAGAGAGUGUGCCUGUGUCCUGAUGGGGACUUUUUUAAGGCUUUACACACAGGACGUGUCGAGGUAAAAACUGGGACCAUCAAGGCCAUAACAGAGACUGGCAUCCAGCUCGACUCAGGUGAUUUCAUUGGAACUGAUAUCAUUGUGACCGCCACGGGACUAAAACUCCAAGCUGCGGGUGGGGUGGCCAUCGACAUCGACGGCCAGCCAUUUGACCUAGCCAACAAAUUUCUCUGGAACGGAGUUAUGCUGCAAGAUCUUCCUAAUGCAGCUUACGUGAUUGGAUACACCAAUGCCUCUUGGACGCUGGGUGCGGACGCGACGGCUCACUAUGUUGUCAGAUUGCUUAAGCGUCUUGAUAAGAAAGGUUAUACUGCAGCCGUGCCUAGAAUGGGGAAUGGAGAGAAGUUGAAAGAGACGCAGCUGCUAAAUCUUAAGUCGACCUACAUCGCGGCGGCAGAAAGGAGUUUACCAAAGGUGGCGGAAACGGCGCCGUGGCAGCCUCGAGAUAAUUAUGUCUCGGAUUAUAGAUUUGCUAAGUAUGGUAGGUUUGACGAUGAGACGUUGGAAUUAAUUAGGGAGCCCAGAAUGAAGAUAGUGGCUUAG
This is a messenger RNA of Penicillium manginii, 1494 nucleotides long. Its product is annotated as flavin-containing monooxygenase. The record is from RefSeq and is a predicted model, not a curated record. Bases 1 to 1494 code for a protein of 497 amino acids. Lineage: Eukaryota; Fungi; Ascomycota; Eurotiomycetes; Eurotiales; Aspergillaceae. The transcript has a single exon.